Molecule: messenger RNA, 1171 nt
Organism: Dalotia coriaria
Lineage: Eukaryota; Metazoa; Arthropoda; Insecta; Coleoptera; Staphylinidae
Gene: Ufm1
Product: Ubiquitin-fold modifier 1
Exons: 3
Coding region: 169-1170 (333 amino acids)
Biological process (GO): protein K69-linked ufmylation
Cellular component (GO): cytoplasm; nucleus
Source: RefSeq, a predicted model, not a curated record
GGUUUUAUUCCAAUUGGAUUCAAAAGAAAACCCUUCAACAUUAUCACAUACACCAGAUUUGCUUUUAUUUAAUUAAUCAGAAUGGCGUCGAAAGUAACGUUUAAAAUCACGUUAACAUCAGAUCCAAAACUACCCUUCAAAGUAUGAGUGGCAUAGCAACUAAUUACCAUGGGGACAAACAAAGAAGAUAACUUAUUAGAAACACUCUAUAAUAUAAGUCAAUAUCUUAAAGUUUAUGAAGGAGCUUUACAAGAUGCUGAUUCAGAUUAUAUUAUAAGCAGUUUCAAGCUGGCAAAGUUUGUUGAGGAUGUAGUUGAAAAACAAAAGAAGAAAGACUGUGUAGAUCAAUUUAUAUCACUUAUUGAGUCUUAUUCACUUGAAAAACAUAAAAGAAAAUAUGAUUAUAAAAUUGAAUUCUAUCAGAAAGCCACAUCUCAUUUAUUAGCCAAAUAUUUCCGUUCAAAUAAUGAUUUUUGUGAUGUUGCUGUCAAAAUGUUUCUUGCUUUAAAAUCACAGGAAGAUUUUUCUGAUGUAUUAACUAAUAUAAUAUUUGAGGCUGAAAAUAUUGCAGCUGUGAAUGAAUAUGUACAGUUAAAUAGUGCGCAAAUUGAUUGGGAUAGUUUAAAUUAUGAGUUAUUGAUAAAUGCAUGGAAUAAUGAGUUAAUUAAGCAAAAUUCUAAUUCUAUAUCGAAAGCAAUCGAUUCCAUGUUGAAUGUUUACAAAAUCGAACAAAAUAUUAAAACAUUAUUGAUUGUAUUAAACAGUGAUCAAGCUAGUGAUGAUUUAAAAGAACUGAUUAUAACAAAAUUAAAGCCCAAAAUGUUAGAUAGAACUGCAUUAAGUGAAAAAUUCUGGAUGGCACUUCUAAGUAAAGAUACAAUUGAAAUAGUUGUACAAAUAUGUACGAAAAACACUGCAUUUUUAGAGUUAUACAUGAAUUUUAUUGUAUAUUUAAUUACAAUGUUUAAUUAUGAAGAUUGUUCUUGGAUUGCCGACUCGAAUUCAAUCUGUAGUUCGGUGACAUUCACCGAUGCUUGCUUUAUUUUAAGAAAGUUCCACGACUCUGAUGAUUUAAAACUUAAGAAUUACUGCUGCGAUAGGAUAAAUAAUGCCAAGACUAGUAUAGGAACAAAAGUGUGGUUUGAGAUUGAAAAUAAACUGAUUGAUUAAA